AUCCUAAGGACUUUAUGCUACGGGCCUGAAGGAUGCACGGUGGGCCGUCUGCCAGGCAGCUGGACGGACAGCAGUUUGUCAUCCAGGACUGUGACAACUGUAAGAUCUUCGUGUUGGACCACUCCGCCACCAUCACCAUCGACGACUGCUCUAACUGCUGCUCGUUUGGGCCGGUGAAGGGCAGUGUGUUCUUCAGGGACUGUAAGGAUAUCAAGUGUGUGGUGGCUGCCAGCAGUUCAGGACAGGGCUGUCAGAAGAUGGAGGUGUUCCUGUGCUGCGCCACUCAGCCCAUCAUCGAGGCGCCCACGGGGAUGAAGUUCGGCUGCUUCCAGUACUACUACCCCGAGCUGGCCUUCCACUAAGACGCAGGCCUCAGCAUCUUCAACAACAACUGGAGCAACGUCCAUGACUUCACGCCCGUCUCAGGGACCAACUGGAGCCUGUGCCUGAGGACACUGUGGUGUGGACCAUGUUCCGGCCCUGACCCGGAGUCAGAGUUUAAAUCAGUCCGGGUCUCAGCUGAGGCCCGCAGCAUCGUACCCAUGACCAAAGGAGGCAGACGCAAGGAGAGUGACGAGUCCUGUCUGUUUGUGUUCUUCGCUGGGGACUACACCACUGCUAACGCCCGGAACUCAUUGAUGAG
Messenger RNA from Salvelinus sp. IW2-2015, 643 nucleotides. RefSeq names its product protein XRP2-like. Gene Ontology annotation, biological process: post-Golgi vesicle-mediated transport. Gene Ontology annotation, cellular component: cilium; periciliary membrane compartment. The record is from RefSeq and is a predicted model, not a curated record. Gene Ontology annotation, molecular function: GTPase activator activity. Lineage: Eukaryota; Metazoa; Chordata; Actinopteri; Salmoniformes; Salmonidae.